Neomonachus schauinslandi (Hawaiian monk seal) is the source of this 3222-nucleotide messenger RNA. RefSeq names its product pleckstrin homology and RhoGEF domain containing G5 (gene PLEKHG5). The coding region runs from base 1 to 3222 and encodes 1073 amino acids. The transcript is spliced from 20 exons. Lineage: Eukaryota; Metazoa; Chordata; Mammalia; Carnivora; Phocidae. Gene Ontology annotation, cellular component: endocytic vesicle; axon; plasma membrane. Gene Ontology annotation, biological process: endothelial cell migration; Rho protein signal transduction. Gene Ontology annotation, molecular function: guanyl-nucleotide exchange factor activity. The record is from RefSeq and is a predicted model, not a curated record.
AUGGGGACGGGCCCCGGCGUCUCCGGGCGCCGCGCGGCCUCCAGGCCGGGCCCGGGGCUGCCCUGCCGGGCGGGGGGUCGCGCCCGCGACGGUGAAGGCCAGGUAUGCCACCACGCUGACUGUCAGCAGCUGCACCACCGGGGACCCCUCAACCUCUGUGAGGCCUGUGACAGCAAGUUCCACAGCGUCAUGCAUUAUGAUGGGCAUGUCCGCUUUGACCUGCCCCCUCAAGGCUCUGUCCUGGCCCGGAAUGUGUCUACCCGGUCAUGCCCCCCACGUACCAGCCCUGCAGUGGACUUGGAGGAGGAAGAGGAAAGCUCUAUGGAUGGCAAAGGGGACCGGAAGAGCACAGGCCUGAAACUCUCCAAGAAGGCAAGGAGGAGACACACAGAUGACCCAAGCAAGGAGUGCUUCACCCUGAAAUUUGACCUGAAUGUGGACAUUGAGACAGAGAUCGUGCCGGCCAUGAAGAAGAAGUCGCUGGGGGAGGUGCUGCUGCCGGUGUUUGAAAGGAAGGGCAUAGCCCUGGGCAAAGUGGAUAUCUACCUGGACCAGUCCAACACACCCCUGUCCCUCACCUUUGAGGCCUACCGGUUCGGGGGACACUACCUGCGGGUCAAAGGAUCUCUCCUUGCCCCCAAUGCUGCCCCAGCCAAGCCAGGGGACGAGGGGAAGGUGGAGCAGGGAGUGAAGGACUCCAAGUCCCUGAGUCUGCCAAUCCUGCGGCCAGCCAGGGCCGGGACCCCCUCCUUGGAGCGUGUGGACCCCCAGAGCCGCCGGGAGAGCCUGGACAUCCUGGCCCCAGGGCGCCGCCGAAAGAACAUGUCGGAGUUCCUGGGGGAGACGAGCAUCCCUGGCCAGGAGGCCCCCACGCCUUCCGGCUGUUCUCUGCCCAGUGGCAGCAGUGAGAGCUGGAAGAACCGGGCAGCCAGUCGCUUCAGUGGCUUCUUCAGCUCGGGGCCCAGUGCCAGCACCUAUGGCCGGGAGGUGGACAAGAUGGAGCAGCUGGAGAGCAAGCUGCACGCCUAUGGCCUCUUCGGGCUGCCCAGGCUGCCCCGCAGGCUGCGCUUCGACCACGACUCAUGGGAGGAAGAGGGGGAUGAGGAGGAAGAGGAGGACGAUGCCUGCCUGCGGCUGGAGGAUAGCUGGCGGGAGCUCAUUGACGGGCAUGAGAAGCUGACCCGGAGGCAGUGCCACCAGCAGGAGGCGGUGUGGGAGCUCCUGCACACCGAGGCCUCCUACAUUAAGAAACUGAGGGUGAUCACCAACCUGUUCCUCUGCUGCCUCCUGAACCUGCAAGAGUCGGGGCUGCUGUGCGAGGUGGAGGCCGAACGCCUGUUCAGCAACAUCCCGGAGAUCACGCGGCUGCACCGCGGACUGUGGGCCAGCGUGAUGGCGCCGGUGCUGGAGAAGGCGCGGCGCACGCGGGCGCUGCUGCAGCCCGGGGACUUCCUCAGAGGCUUCAAGAUGUUCGGCUCCCUGUUCAAGCCCUACAUCCGAUACUGCAUGGAGGAGGAGGGCUGCAUGGAGUACAUGCGCGGCCUUCUGCGCGACAACGAGCUCUUCCGGGCCUACGUCACGUGGGCCGAGAAGCACCAGCAGUGCCAACGGCUGAAGCUGAACGACAUGCUGGCCAAGCCCCACCAGCGGCUCACCAAGUACCCGCUGCUGCUCAAGUCCGUGCUGAGGAAGACGGACGAGCCGCGCGCCAAGGAGGCCGUCGUCACCAUGAUCGACUCGGUGGAGCGCUUCAUCCACCACGUGAACGCGUGCAUGCGGCAGCGGCAGGAGCGGCAGCGACUGGCGGCCGUGGGGAGCCGCAUCGACGCCUAUGAGGUGGUGGAGGGCAGCAACGACGAGGUGGACAAGCUCCUGAAGGAGUUUCUGCAUCUAGACCUGACAGCACCCAUCCCUGGCGCCUCCCCUGAGGAGACACGACAGCUGCUGCUGGAGGGGAGCCUGAGGAUGAAGGAGGGGAAGGACAGCAAGAUGGACGUGUACUGCUUCCUCUUUACGGACCUACUCUUGGUGACCAAGGCAGUGAAGAAGGCUGAGAGGACCAAGGUCAUCCGGCCACCACUGCUGGUGGACAAGAUUGUGUGCCGAGAGCUGCGAGACCCUGGCUCCUUUCUCCUCAUCUACCUGAACGAGUUCCACAGUGCUGUGGGCGCCUACACGUUCCAGGCCAGUGGCCAGGCUUUGUGCCGUGGCUGGGUGGACGCCAUUUACAAUGCCCAGAACCAGCUGCAGCAGCUGCGUGCCCAGGAGCACCCCGGCGGCCAGCAGCACCUGCAGAGCCUGGAGGAGGAGGAAGAUGAGCAGGAGGAGGAGGAGGAAGACGAUGAGGAGGAAGAGGAGGAAGGGGGGGAGAGUAGCACUUCUGCCACCAGCUCCCCCACAAUCCUGCGCAAGAGCAGCACCAGUCUCAGCUCCCAGCACUGUGCCUCAGAUGGCUCGACCGAGACCCUGGCCCUGGUUGUGGUGGAGCCUGGGGAGCUGCUGUCCUCUCCUGAGUUUGAGGGCGGCCCCUUCGGCUCCCAGUCAGACGAGACCUCUGUCAGCACCACUGCAUCCUCCAUCACGCCCACCAGUGAGCUGCUGCCCCUGGGCCCGGCAGACGGCCGCUCCUGCUCCAUGGACUCGGCCUACGGCACCCUCUCCCCCACCUCCCUGCAGGACUUCGUGGCCCCAGCCCCUAUGGCGGAGCCAGUGCCCCGGCCCCCAGAUUUGCCACAAGCCCCUUCACCCCCACCCUCUCCCCGCCUCCGCCGCCGCACCCCUGUUCAACUGCUGCCCCGCCUGCCCCACCUGCUCAAGUCCAGAUCUGAGGCCAGCCUCCUCCAGCUGCUGUCAGGGGCCACCGCCUGUGGAGCGCCCCCAGCCCCCAGCCGCAGUCUGUCAGAACUCUGCUUGGCCGUUACGGUCCCCGGCAUGAGGACUCAGGGUUCCCCUCAGGAAGCUGGGCCCAGCUGGGUUCGCCGGGGGACACCCAGCCCUGGCCGUGGCCCCGAGCCAUUGGAGCCGGAGGGCAGAACCAGCUGCCCGGCUGGGGAGCCUGAAAGGCCCGCCAGGAGGAGCAAAGAACUGCCCUUGGGGGCCUCGCCCAGAGUCCAGCCCGAGCCCCCCCCAGGGAUCUCUGCCCAGCACCGGAAGCUGACACUAGCCCAGCUGUACCGGAUCAGGACCACCCUGCUGCUUAACUCUACGCUCACUGCCUCGUGA